Molecule: messenger RNA, 1953 nt
Organism: Xiphophorus maculatus (southern platyfish)
Lineage: Eukaryota; Metazoa; Chordata; Actinopteri; Cyprinodontiformes; Poeciliidae
Gene: pcmt1
Product: protein-L-isoaspartate (D-aspartate) O-methyltransferase
Exons: 8
Coding region: 177-986 (269 amino acids)
Biological process (GO): protein modification process
Cellular component (GO): cytoplasm
Molecular function (GO): protein-L-isoaspartate (D-aspartate) O-methyltransferase activity
Source: RefSeq, a predicted model, not a curated record
CCUAGUGGUAAACCGUUGUGUGACUGCGGCAAAUCUCACUGUGACAGAGCAAUGUGGCUUUAAUGCCUCUCAGCCAACACUGCUUUUGAUGCACAUUCAAAUAAAUCAACCGUUAACAGAAAUGACGCCGUUUUCUGUUCGGACGUGUCUCUGAAAAGGCGCUAAAACUCAUUUGGAUGUCCGGUGACGUAUCCGCCGCUCCGCCGUCUCCUUUGGAGGUUGUCAGCUUCAUUGGCAAAACCGUUGGCGCAGGCGCGGCACUGACAGCUGCUGUCUACUUACUCCGCAAAGUCUGCUUGAUAAUGGCGUGGAAAUCAGGAGGAGCCAGCCACGCAGAGCUCGUUAACAAUCUCCGCAAAAAUGGCAUUAUUAAAUCUGACAAGGUGUAUGAAGUCAUGCUGUCCACAGACAGAGCACAUUACUCCAGGUGUAACCCGUACAUGGACUCGCCGCAGUCAAUAGGCUACCAAGCUACCAUCAGCGCCCCACACAUGCAUGCCUAUGCACUAGAGCUCCUACACGAUCAGCUGCAUGAGGGAGCCAAAGCUCUGGACGUCGGCUCCGGCAGUGGAAUCCUGUCUGUUUGCUUUGCACGAAUGGUAGGCCCUAAAGGUAAAGUUAUAGGAAUCGAUCACAUCAAAGAGCUGGUAGACGAUUCUAUAAACAACGUGAAGAAAGACGACCCCAACUUGAUUACAUCAGGCCGAGUCAAGCUAAUAGUGGGCGACGGCAGGAUGGGUCACACAGAGGAGGCGCCGUAUGACGCCAUCCAUGUUGGUGCAGCAGCUGCCACCGUCCCCCAAGCUCUUUUGGACCAGUUGAAGCCCGGCGGGCGUCUGAUUCUCCCGGUCGGCCCGGCCGGAGGCAACCAGAUGCUGGAGCAAUACGACAAGAUGGAGGACGGCAGCACCAAGAUGAAGCCCUUGAUGGGGGUGAUUUAUGUGCCUUUAACAGACAGAGACAAGCAGUGGUCCAGGUGGAAGUGACUUCCUUCUCCCCCUCCUCCCUCUCUCUCCUUCUCACAGUGGCAAAGGGAUGAACUCUGAAUAAGAAGACGAGCCAUAAUCCACCUUUAAGUUUGAAACCUGGGGAAAACUCGGAUGGCAUCAGCAAGCCUUGAUAUUUUUGUUUCAAGCAUUAUAAAACAUGCUUUAUUUUUAUUUUUUUUUGUUCAAGACAAAAGAGGGACUGGAGAAAUAACACUGACGGCUCUUAAAGGGCUGCAAGGAAAAGACUGCUUGAAGCUCCAUGCAGAAAUAUUCAAGAUGGGCUUUUUGUUUCUUUUUUUUUCCAGGCCUCCAUCUUUUGGUUAAUUUAAUUUUAACUGCUGGGGUUUUUUUUUGUGUGUUUUUUUUUAUUGCAGUCGGGUGUUUUUGCAUUACAUUUCAGCAGGGUCAAAGCUGAAUGUACGAGGAAAGCAGAACAAAAACACCGGAGACUUUUAGAUAAUUCACCUAGCUACAGCGUGUGUGUGUGUGUGUGUGUGUGUGUGUGUGUGUGUGGCUCAUCUAACUGUAGAUUUUUCUGCUAGAAUAUAAGCUUGUUUUCCCCUCAAACCCCUUCCAGCAGUAUUAGAAAACACGAACAACACCGUGACUGAUGUGCAGAACCGUUGGGUCACGUAUGAAACACUCAGCUCUCUGGAUAAACUUCAGAAACAGCACCUAACUCACCAAAACGCAUGCAGGUACAGGGCUGCGCUUCCCACCGGGUGACGUGUCGUUUGCUGCCGCUGGUCUCCAAUUCCGACGUGUUCGGUCACUAACUGGGAGAGUCACUGCUUUGCCAAAAUAAACUUCAACAAUAUAAAGCAAAUGUCUGUUUUCUUGGAGAAAAAAAAAGAAUAAUACACAAAAAAAGCACAUUUUAUUUAGAGGGGUUGAAGUGGUUGAUUAUAUUUGGCUUUCACAAUAUCUGGAAUGGGAUAUAAAAAUAAAGAGAUGUUUAUGUUUU